Neurospora hispaniola is the source of this 3077-nucleotide messenger RNA. Its product is annotated as fungal-specific transcription factor domain-containing protein. The transcript is spliced from 3 exons. NCBI's taxonomy places the organism in Eukaryota, Fungi, Ascomycota, Sordariomycetes, Sordariales, Sordariaceae. Gene Ontology annotation, molecular function: DNA-binding transcription factor activity, RNA polymerase II-specific; zinc ion binding; DNA binding. Gene Ontology annotation, biological process: regulation of DNA-templated transcription; DNA-templated transcription. The coding region runs from base 1 to 2973 and encodes 990 amino acids. Gene Ontology annotation, cellular component: nucleus. The record is from RefSeq and is a predicted model, not a curated record.
AUGGCUGCUGCUGCUUCCGGGCAACAGCAUCAUGCAGCGGCAGGAGGACCGUCACGACCGCCAUUGUUCCAAUUCCAGGGGCAGCAGAAGCAGCAGCAGCAGCAUGGCCCGCCAAAUGCCUCCGUCUAUAGCGACGACGGCCAGCAGAGCGGCGACGAUGACGACGACGACGACGACGACAAUAACCACGCUAAUGACCAGGUGCUUCCUAAUGGCAAGCGAAAGAGACCUCUUUCUGUCUCGCAUCUUGUGAACCUCUACUUCAAUUUCAAUUACAAUCGUGGUGUAGUGUUGUAUCGGCCAAUGAAACUAACCAGGGAUUACAAGGUAAAAUGCGACCGCGGUCAACCAGCCUGCGGGUGGUGUAGUAGAAAUACAGUUGUGUGCGAGUACAAAGAACGAAAGAAGCCCGGCCUUAGAGCAGGCUAUGGCCGCGAGUUAGAGCAACGUCUCGACAAUCUCGAAGCAGAACUCAAAAGACACGCCGACAUCUUAGCGGCACACGGACUCGACCUCAACACGAGCCCGGGGAGUGUCCACAGUCGUGCUACCCUCAGCAUCAAUGCCAACAACAGAAAUAACCAUGCGCCAUCAGGCCAUCGGAGCACACCGAGCCUGCCGAGCAACGGCCACGGCACACCGCGCGAUACAGGACCCCCUCCGGUCUUCGCUCACGCCGGCCCAGAUUCGGCUGAGAGGGCUCUAUUCAUGCACAAGCCCCCGACUUCAGCCGACUUCAGUCUGGGCCCUCACACUCCAGCCAUUGUCCAUGACAACUUCCAGCACGUGGCAACUCCCCAGCCUCGUAUGCAGCCGGCCAUGACCCCUAGUGCGGCUGUUCAAGAGUACUAUGGUGCCCCCCGAGCCGUCUCCCAUCAGAUGGCGGGUCCGUCGCUAACAACAGCCGUUUUGCCGGCCACGCAAGGGCAAGGAGGCGCUGAACAGGAGCUUCCGCCGUAUGGCGUUUGUUACGCUCUCAUGGAGCUAUACUUCAAGCACAUCCACCCAUGGUGUCCAAUCCUGAACCGUGAGACCACAAAAGAUCUGUUUUUUGGAGAGAGAAUCCCGAACGAGGAAGAAAAGAUCCUGCUACAUGCCAUUGUUGCUACAGCCAUGAGAUUUGCAACUGACAAGAUGCUCCCCAAGGAGAGUCGGCAGCGUUUCUACACGGCCUCGAAGCAGCGUGUUUUACUCUAUGGAAUGGAACAUUCGUCCGUCAUGUCUCUGCAAGCCCUGGUGAUCCUUGCGCUGGAUCUAUGCGGUAGUAGCAACGGGCCCCCAGGAUGGAACAUCAUGGCUCUCAUCACUCGAGGGGUGGUGCAGCUUGGCUUGGCCGUCGAGACGAACUCCAUGACAGUUUGUCCAAGCUAUCCCUCAAUCUACACUCUUCGCGCCAUGGUCCUUCCAGAACCACGCGACUUCGCCGAGGAGGAGACCCGCAGAAGGUUGUUCUGGAUGGUAUAUGUGCUCGAUCGCUACGCUACCAUUUCCACGGCGUUCGACUUUGCCCUUGAUGACAAGGAAAUUGACCGGAUCCUUCCAUGCCGCGACGAAUUGUGGAUCAAGAAUCAGAAAGUUGAGACUCGAUGGUUCCACGCCGCUGACGAUGAUAGUCGACUCAACAGCAACAGCUCCGCCGACUACCAAGUCAACAAGCCCGAGAAUCUUGGUGCCUUCAGCUACUAUAUCGAGAUCCUGGGUAUUCUCUCCAAGAUCCACAAGUUCCUCAAGCAGCCCGUCGACAUCUCGUCUCUCACCGAUGUUGAAAAUUGGCAGCACCGCUAUCGAGAACUGGACACAAUGCUCAAGGUGUGGAAAUUCGAGCUCCCCGAUGACUACAGCAACAUGGCCAAGAUCUAUGAGCACCCCAGGGUUGCCCGUACUCUAAGCUGCGCCUGGAUCAUGCUCCAUGCGACCUACCACACCGCCGUCAUUCGUCUGCACUCGUCAGCCGCAUACCCCACCGUCCGUUCACCCAUCUUCUCUCCCUCCUACAUGGCCUCUCAGACCUGCCGCGACACAGUCAAUAAUAUCCUUGCCCUGGGUAAAUUCGUCGUCGAAUACAACUUGCUCUCCACACUUGGCCCCCCCUUUGCGUUCACGCUCUGGGUUGCUGCCCGCGUUCUACUGGUCCACGGCAGCACCGUUGAGCGCAGCCUCAACCCGGAUAUCCAGUUCUUUGUUGACACCCUGCGCGAAAUGGGCAAGUACUGGCCCGUAGCCACGCGCUACUCCAAUCUCCUGACACGGGUGCUAGACGAAUACAAGGCCAGCGUGAGCGAGGGCGACGAGGUGACACCCAGUAGCGUGCGGAUUCUGGCGGACAUGCGACGGACCGCAUUCGAUUUGGACCUGUUGAUCAGUCGCCAGCCUAGGCAUGGCUCGCGGCAAUACGGAGCUUUGACCGGUACCGCGGCCGGAAACAGUUUGAUGAGCACAGGCGUCAUGAUGCCUGUCAACAAUAACAGUAACGGGCAUUUUGCUACGGGAGCAGAAGGAGGAACAGCAGGAGGGGGAGGAGGGGGAGCCAACGACCUGGAAUAUCUCGAUGUUUUUGACUUCUUCAACAUGCCCAGGUUUCCUCUGUCAGCCAUUGCCCCAGCACAGAAUGCUAGCGGGACUGAAAUGAACCAGAACCACAGUGUGGGCCAGGGACAUGGUAUGGAGGGAAUCGGCGGCGGAAGAGGACUAAUUGAUGAUGGCGGAAGUGGUAGCAAGCAACAGCCAGGCCAAGGCAUAGGCAGCGAUGUCAUGCAUGGCUCGGCAAUGGGAGGAGGAGGAUCGGCACAGGGAGUGGGGCGGUUCAAUAUCAUGGACUUUACGGUGUAUCCUGAGCGCGAUUGGCUUGAGAAUCCUCGCGGUUCUUCUUGGGUCGAUGCUACAGGAGGAAGGCCUGAGCAAGGCAUUGGUGCUAGUGGCCCUAAGACAAGAACUGGGACUAGAAGUGCGGAAGGCGCUGGGGCUACUCUUUAGGACCAGGAGCGCCCCCAGAACCCUCAACCCCCGCGUCGGACAGGAAGGAAAAGGAAAUACAAGAGGGUGGUUUGCAUCCGAUGUAAUCGGUCGAAAUAGAAGGU